This is a messenger RNA of Syzygium oleosum, 2478 nucleotides long. RefSeq names its product serine/threonine-protein kinase AtPK2/AtPK19-like. NCBI's taxonomy places the organism in Eukaryota, Viridiplantae, Streptophyta, Magnoliopsida, Myrtales, Myrtaceae. The transcript has 7 exons. Gene Ontology annotation, biological process: protein phosphorylation. Gene Ontology annotation, molecular function: ATP binding; protein serine/threonine kinase activity. The record is from RefSeq and is a predicted model, not a curated record. Bases 756 to 2201 code for a protein of 481 amino acids.
UUCGAUCUGUCGUUUUUUUUUUCCCUGGUUUACGAGGAUUUUGUUGCUUGAUUGAGGUUGUUUGAGGAGGUUUUGGUUGUCCGGAUCUGUGUUUCGGGCUCUGUCUUGUAGAGUUUGGUCUUUCCUUUUUUCUGGGUUAGUUUUAGAUUUAUGGUUUAGCUCGUUGUCUAAAGGAGGGAGGCUGUAGAACGGUCAAAGUUGACCGCUUUUUCUUCUUUGGGAAUUUUUUAAGACGUUUUCACUGUCGUUCAUUUUGCUGCGAUUGGGUGUCCGAAGUCUCGAUUUUUUUUUCAUCUUUGUCUGAUAAAGGGCGGUGGUUGCGCAUCACGAAUGCAAAUUCUAAUGCAGUCGUGCGAUUAAUUUUAGAUUUUGUCAACAAGUCCCGGGCACUGCUCGAGCAACCGAACGAGUGAAGUUCGCAAAUUCCAAUACGCUGCUUUUGGUGCUCCAAAAAUUGAGAUUAUUAGCUUUCCGGAUCUUCAUGAGUUCAAGAAUUACUGUAGGAUCUGUGGUUUCCUGUGAAUCGGGAAACAAGAACAGCCUCUACCUCUGGAUUUUGCUCAGCUUGCUGCCCAAAUUUCUCGGAACUGCUUUUGCAUACGUGAAUUUCCUGUUGAUUAAGGCCAUUGACAGGAGUCCUCCUGCAGUUUGUGACCUUAAGAUAAUUGGAAAGACCGACGUGUAGCAGCUUUGGAAACAUCUCUGGCUGAUUAUUGGUUUGGCCUUCCUCGCUGAGACUGGAUACACGUGACAGUAUGGUUUAUUCUCAGUCAUCAACCAACAGCCAGAGAUGCAUGCCAUUCUCAAGCAAGCUACUUUUUCCUAUGAAUUCUCAGGAUGCUGUUGUCACGGAUAACAUUGAACUUGAUUUCUCUGAUGUGUUUGGUCCUGUACCAGUCCAACCCCCCUUGGUGGUGAGUGUUGAUGGAAACUCUGUAUCUGGUAUAGAUGUGAAUGAACUCGUCUAUGAAGAUCCAGUCGUCAUAUAUAGCAGGUCGCAUUCUCUGGUCGGCCCCUCCUCUUAUGUCAAUCAAACACUGAGGUUGAGUAUGCUCACUCUAAGUGAAAGUGAUGAGUCAAUGGAUUUUGUGGAGUGUUUUGACCGAGAGACCAUCAAGGAAAUGCAAGAGUCCGUGACUGAUGCUGGAGGGAAUAAGAAACUUGACACCGUUGAAGGAGAUCCCUUGAAAGUUGAGAGUGUUUGUCUUGAAGAUUUUGAGCCUUUAAAGGUUGUAGGCCGAGGUGCAUUUGCAAAAGUCUUGCAAGUGAGGAAAAAGGGCACUUCUGAUAUAUAUGCAAUGAAGGUAAUGAGAAAGGACAAAAUUAUGGAGAAGAAUCAUGCUGAGUACAUGAAAGCAGAGAGAGACAUUCUAACCAAAAUUGAUCACCCAUUCAUUGUCCAGCUUAGAUAUUCUUUCCAGACCAAAUACCGGCUUUAUCUCGUGCUGGACUUUAUAAAUGGGGGCCAUCUAUUUUUCCAGCUUUAUCAUCAUGGCCUUUUCAGAGAGGAUUUGGCACGUAUCUAUGCUGCUGAAAUUGUUUCUGCAGUGGCUCAUCUUCAUGCAAAUGGCAUAAUGCAUAGGGAUCUAAAACCAGAAAAUAUCCUACUGGAUGCUGAAGGCCAUGUCCUUUUGACUGAUUUUGGCCUAGCAAAGCAAUUUGAGGAGAAUGCAAGAUCUAAUUCCUUGUGUGGAACAGUAGAAUAUAUGGCGCCAGAAAUUGUCCUUGGAAAGGGGCAUGAUAAAACUGCAGACUGGUGGAGUGUGGGUGUACUGUUAUUUGAGAUGCUUACUGGAAAGCCUCCUUUUAUUGGUGGAAACCGCCAAAAGGUUCAACAGAAGAUAGUCAAGGACAAAAUCAAGCUAGAAAAUUUUCUUUCCAGUGAAGCUCAUUCGCUGUUGAAAGGACUGCUACAGAAAGACCCCAGCAAGCGCCUAGGCAGUGGACCUAAUGGGAGCGCGGACAUCAAGAAACACAAAUGGUUCAAGACAAUCAACUGGAAGAAACUAGAGGCGCGGGAGAUCACGCCCAGUUUUCUUCCAGAAGUCGCCGGAAAGCAAUGCAUCGCCAAUUUUGAAAAGAAAUGGACCGACAUGCCCAUCGCGGAUUCCCCCGCUGCCAGUCCCACUGCCGCAGGAAACCCCUUCACAGGCUUUACUUAUGUGAGGCCACCGGCUUCUUUCCUUCAACAAAAUAAAUAGUUUUCAUAUGUGAAUCUUGUUUAGCCUAAGCUUGUCUAUUGAAGAAUGCUGCUGGUGUUUAGACUGUUGUUCACUACCUUCUUUCCUGUUGGCAAGUUGAUGAAGACAUGAUGAUGAUCAGUUGUUAAUCAACCUUAAGGCAUGAGUGCCUGCCUUGGGGCCUGUUAUAACUUUUGAACAUAUUGAGUUUGCUUCUAAAUAUUGUUGUCCUUUUCGUGGGUGUCAUGCGUACUUGAAAUUUAUAUGAUAUUCCUUUGGAGUGGCCGGUUGAGAACUA